AUGAACUUCAAGGUCACAGGCCUGGGCCUGGACAAGAUGAGGCUGGACAGUCCACAGUCCUUCCUGGACACGGAGGAGGUGGAAGAGGGGGAGGAUCAGCAGCUGCUGGAGCCAGAGGCUUGGAGGACCUACAUGGAACACCGCAAUGUGCUUCGUGAGUUCCUGACCUCAGACCUGAGCCCCCACCUGCUCAAGCGCCACCAUGCCCGCAUGCAGUUGCUUAAGAAGUGCUCCUACUACAUCGAGGUCCUCCCCAAGCACCUGGCCCUGGGUGACCAGAACCCCCUGGUGCUGCCCAACACCAUGUUCCAGCUCAUUGACCCCUGGAAGUUCCAGCGCAUGAAGAAGGUGGGCACAGCACAGACCAAGAUCCAGCUGCUGCUCCUCGGAGACCUGCUGGAGCGGCUGGACCGUGGCCGCGCAGAGCUGGACGGCCUGCUGGAGUCUCCAGACCCGCGGCCCUUCCUGGCCGGCUGGGGGCUUGUGGAGCAGCGGCUGGCAGACUUGUCGGCUGUCAUGGACAGCUUCCUGGCCAUGAUGGUGCCAGGGCGCCUGCACAUCAAGCACCGCCUGGUGUCUGACAUUGGGGCCACCAAGAUUCCACACAUCCGGCUCAUGCUGAGCACCAAGAUGCCAGUCAUGUUCGACCGAAAGGAAUCAGUGGCCCAUCAGGACUGGGUCAGCCUGCGCUGGUUUGUUACUGUCCAGCCAGUCGUGCCAGAGCAGUUUGAGCUGCGCUUCAAGCUGCUGGAGCCGCGGACACAGCAGGAAUGCACGCAGUGUGGCAUCAUCCCUGUGGCCACCUGCACCUUUGAUGUCCACAACCUGUUACCCAACCGUGCCUACAAGUUCACCAUCAAGAGGGCAGAGAGCUACACACUGGUGUAUGAACCAUGGCGGGACAGCCUCACCCUGCAGACCAUGCCAGGGCCCCCAGGAGGGCCUGCCCCCAGUCGGCUGGGCAAGCCCAGCUCGCCCCUGACCACACCUUCCGAGAGAUGA
Messenger RNA from Sciurus carolinensis (gray squirrel), 1002 nucleotides. It is a transcript of the gene Fndc11, whose product is annotated as fibronectin type III domain containing 11. Bases 1 to 1002 code for a protein of 333 amino acids. NCBI's taxonomy places the organism in Eukaryota, Metazoa, Chordata, Mammalia, Rodentia, Sciuridae. The record is from RefSeq and is a predicted model, not a curated record. Gene Ontology annotation, molecular function: protein binding. The transcript has a single exon.